AUGUGGACGACACAGCUAGCCAUCCUUUCCACGGCAAUCUGCAAUAUAGGUGACGCCAUUGAAGCUGUCCCUCCAGGUCCAGGGAGAACCUUCCUCCGCAGAUAUCUGCAUAAUGCAGCAGGCCAUUACUACCAGCCUCCAACCGAAGAGAACCAAAACGACCUUCCACAAUCCGCCAAGGAAAAGCCAACACCGGCUCAGGCGUCCAAAACUAGUAACUCCAUCCAACGACCUACCCGGGGUAGCCUCGUGUAUCGACACAGAGAGCCACGAACCCAGUACCGAGUCGGGCCCUAUCCUCCCCCUCGGUCCUCCUCAUUUGCUCCAACUCGCUGUGAGCCAAAUAGCCGCCGAAGAGAACCGGAGACGUGGGUAUCUGUUGAGCGGGCGGGUAUGAAGAGAGAUCCGGCGGCCAUGAAGAGCGAACGGUUUAUUCACGGCCGCUAG
Molecule: messenger RNA, 447 nt
Organism: Penicillium brevicompactum
Lineage: Eukaryota; Fungi; Ascomycota; Eurotiomycetes; Eurotiales; Aspergillaceae
Exons: 1
Coding region: 1-447 (148 amino acids)
Source: RefSeq, a predicted model, not a curated record